AUGGCACGUUACGGAGCCCUCGGCGCGACCUUUCAGUUGGCCCGGCUAUUCCAGUUCUGCUCGUUGAUAGCCAUUAUUGGCAUGGUGGCCAAGUUCAUUGCAGUCAUGGUCAACGCCAACGCAUCUCCUCCGAGCAUCUUGAUCGGCACAAUCACCGUGACCUGCAUUGCCGUCAUUUACUGUAUAAUAUCGGCGAUUCUCUUCUUCGAUGAUAUCUUGCCCUUCCUCCCCAGCGCCGCAUUGGACUUUCUUGUCCUGAUCGGGAUGAUUGUUGUGGCUGUUGUGAUAGGCAAGCCCCUGUCGUACCUCAGCUGCAACAAUAUGUCGAACUUGGGUGACAAAGAUGCUACUGCUUACGUGUUUUCAUCCCACUUGGAUAGCUACCUCAGUUCUCUGAGUGGCAAGAUCGACUUCUCGGCAUGGAUCGGAGCGUCGAAGGCGAUUUGUCUGGAGAACAAGGCCGUUUGGGGACUGAGCAUUGCUUUGUGCAUCCUGUUUUUCUUUUCGACUAUUUGCAACCUGUGCCUCUGGCGCCAGAAGAAGGCCCUCGCUGCUAGCGACGACAAAUAA
Messenger RNA from Penicillium chermesinum, 570 nucleotides. RefSeq lists its product as uncharacterized. The record is from RefSeq and is a predicted model, not a curated record. NCBI's taxonomy places the organism in Eukaryota, Fungi, Ascomycota, Eurotiomycetes, Eurotiales, Aspergillaceae. Bases 1 to 570 code for a protein of 189 amino acids. The transcript has 3 exons.